AUGGAAAAUAUGGAAGUUCAGGAAGCCAAAAGGAAUACAAGCGUGGAAUUCAUGGGAAACACUGAUGCACAUAUACACAAUAUACACAUACUGAUGAGCUUUGACUUCGGCUUCGGCAUCAAUGUCGAUACUUCAUUGAAAUUAUUUAUACAGGACUUUUCAUUCAUCUAUUUAUAUAUGACUCCAUUUUUUUUCUUCUUUCCAGGAUAUCCAAUGAUAUUUGGCACUCUUGUUGCUCUCGUGGCUUACCAGUCCUUCUAUCCUAUAUGCCUGAUGGUGCCUGGAAUACUCUUCUUCAUGCAGAAUGACAGUCACAAUCUGAAGGCAGCCUUGUUGAAGCCUCUCCUGUCAUUUUUGGUGUCUCUGGGGCUGUUGAUGGUGAUUUCUGCAGAGAUUGCAGGAGGGUGGGAGUUCCUCGAAGCUACAUAUGGGUUCAUCCUGGCAGCACCAGACCUCACGCCAAACAUCGGACUCUUCUGGUACUUCUUCACCGAGAUGUUUGAACACUUCCGGCUUUUCUUCCUGGCGACCUUCCAGAUCAACGCCUUUGUCUACGUACUGCCCUUAGCAAUACGGUUAAGGAAGGACCCUGUGCUCCUGGCUACUGCUCUGCUAGCAUUCACGGCUGUCUUCAGGAGUUACCCAGCUUUGGGGGAUGUGGGUAUAUACCUCUCCCUCCUGCCCAUGUGGAAGCACUUGUACCCUUUUAUGCGUCAGACAUUCAUCGUUGGCUGUAUGUUUGUUGCCACUUCUGUCUUAGGCCCCAUCAUGUAUAACCUCUGGAUCUUCAGCGGUUCAGCAAAUGCAAAUUUCUACUUUGCCGUCACUUUAGCUUUCAAUACCGCACAGAUAUUCCUGGUGACAGACCUGCUGUUUGCCCAUGUCAAGAGAGAGUACCACCUCAUACAUGGCUCAAAGAUGGAGGUGGACGAGGUUCCAGCCAGGCUUAUUCUACAGUAAAAUCUUCCCCUCAAUGCUUUUACUUUUGUAUUUCACGACAUAAUCUUCAAUAUUUUGCUAUUGAUGACCAAUCCUUUUUUUUAUAAAGAUGAGUUGUGUGUUGCAUGGACCUCAUAGCAUUCAUUUGACCAUCUCUCAUGGUUGGCGGAUUGCAAGAUCAGUCGCAAGAUAUUCACUCACAAAUGAAGAACACUUUUCCAUUCACAUAGAUAACGAUCAUUGUACAUAUGCAUCUUUCUAUAGACUGUGUCUGAAGUUGGCUUUGUAAGGAAGAAAAUGACUUGUAUGGUGCCAUUGAUUGAUCUAGUUACUUGUACAGUCGUCAUGGCGUGAUGUAUUGUUCUUUUUCCCCAUACACAAGACAAUGGUAGAAGACACUUUAUUGGGCACAGAUCUUAUAAAAUUAGUCUUUCUGGGAACAAUGAUCAGAAAUCAUAUGUUGAAUAUAUUGAUGGUUGAUACUGUCCCUACAAAUGUCUUCAUACUUUUGCAAGUGAAUAGGAAUGAGAACAUUACCAGAUUUUUACAUUGUCAUAGUUGAAAGAGCUGGUCAGUAUACCGAGCACAAAACCAAAUAUAGCAGUUCUCCCGACUUCCUUCUUUUAGUCAAAUUUCAUUGGAUGGAGACAGUAUACCUCCUAAGCUAUUCUCUUUUCACAGUGUGUUUUAUGGGUAGUCGUGUGAGUGAAUUUCAAGUUCAAAUACUCUGAUAUAUUAUACUUUCGUUCAGUUUUAAGAGAUAGGUAGGUGGGUUUCCAGUCAUAAUUUCCAUUUAUAUGUAUAUAUGCAUAUAUAUUUGAUGAUAAGAAUGUUUUAAAUGAGAAUUCUCACUUACUUGUUAAUAAAGGUAUUGUUAAAUCAAUGAUAUCAAAAUGUAUCUACAAAUUAUGAACAUUUCCCAUGUGUUUGGAGUUACAGAGAGAAGUCCAAAGAAAGACACGAUUGAACCUGUAUUGUGGUUGCAAGUUUUCUCUUUCUCCUUUCUUUCCUGUUUCUUUUUUCUUUUCUUUUUCACUCCUUUAAGUACAUUUCAAACAGUAGCUUUACUCCACUGCAGACACGGCUCUAAAAUUAGGGCUCCUGAGGAUGGAGUUACUCCCUGGUUUAAUUUAUUGGUAUGGAUUUAUAUCAUUGGUGUGAUAAUUUGGGGAUUUAUAUCCUAGGUGUGAUAAUUUGGUUGUAAAUUUUUGUCAUGAUCCAAUUAGGCUAAAUAAACAAAAAAUGUUGAGCUUUCCACUAACAUGGCAAAGUAAAUUGAAUGAAUUAUAUUUAUAUGUUACUCUUCUUCCCACUCCUGUGUAUUUUUGUCUUCCUGUUAUUCUCCUUUUUUCUCCUUUACAUCCUCCUCUCGUCUCCUCGUUCUUUUCUUUGUAUUUUCCCAGGGUUUUGGUUUCAUGAGAAUAUCAUGAGAAUUCAGCAAAAUAAUUUUCUGUCUUAGGUAACAUUUAAUGCCUUAAGAAAAAAAGAAAAAACUAAAACAAUAUAUUUUGUCAAAAUUUAUGUUCUUUAUGCCAAAUCUUUUUCAAAGUUAAAAAGAAAAAUGUCAAAAUUUUGUGGUUUCUUUGGGUUAGGAAGAUCUCAGUAUUUUGUUUAAAUUUGGCUUUCCAGCUGGCAUGAAAAAAAGAAAAGAAGAAAAAAAAAGAAAAAAAGAAAAUCAACUUUCUAGUUUACCUUAUGAAGAGAUAUGUACUCUUGAAAUAAAGAGUAAAGUAAUUUCAUAGUAGUAGUCUCAAUUAAUUUAUAUUUUAUCGAGUUAUUACUAUGAAUAUUUUAUCUAUCUUCCAUCAUUUUUUGUGAAUGGUUAAGAUUUCUGCAUACCUCAAAAUGCGGUGAUUAUGCAUAAGUAAUACAUUCCAUUGCCUAUAAAUAAAAUAAAAUCCUUUACAUAAAAAUUUAAUAAAAGAAAGAAAAAAAAAUACAGAUAAAAGAGUGUUGGUAGGUUCUUCAUUAUUACUGAAGUUUCUAUUAAUGUUUGCUGUAGAUUUCUAGUCAUGAUAGGGUUGAAUGAAAUGAUAGUACCAGUAUUAUUUGUGUACUUUGAUAACAUUGAAUGGGAGUAGGGUUGAAAAUUACUGGCAUUAAUCAACUAUUUGACAUAAAUUGAUAAUAUAGUUAGGUAAUGCCAUUAAAAGGCUUGAAAAAAGGAAGAGGGACUGAUAAAUUGUCUUGUUCCAAGACGAGAGAGAGAGAAGAAAAAAAAAAAAAUUCUGUUGAUAUUUCACUUUAUCCCCGACAGAUUUUUAUGAAUGAAAGUAGCUUGUAGUAUUCAGAUACCACAUUCAUUCUUAAAAGGAGAGAUAUAUCAGUGGGUUUUAGUUGCAAAGAAGGUCACAAGUGUUCUUUGUAGUACACUAUUGUUAGGUCAAUUUCCUUACCUUUUAACAUUAUUUUGUGCCUGCAUAUGUAAAGGUAUGUUUUAAAUGUUAAAAGUUAUUUUUGAAUCUGUGUUUAUAUAAAAAAAAAUUGAAACUUU
Molecule: messenger RNA, 3433 nt
Organism: Penaeus monodon (black tiger shrimp)
Lineage: Eukaryota; Metazoa; Arthropoda; Malacostraca; Decapoda; Penaeidae
Gene: PIG-U
Product: phosphatidylinositol glycan anchor biosynthesis class U protein-like
Exons: 6
Coding region: 1-960 (319 amino acids)
Biological process (GO): attachment of GPI anchor to protein; protein localization to cell surface
Cellular component (GO): GPI-anchor transamidase complex; membrane
Source: RefSeq, a predicted model, not a curated record